GCCUGGAUACCAAUGACGUCACAGCCUCUGAUUGGCUGCUGGCUGCUUCUGCUUCCAGCAGCAGCUGAACUUUCCUCUCAGUUGAUCUCAGAGUUUAACAGAGAGAGGAUGAUGAUGAUGAAGCUGCUCCUCUUCCUCUGCUCCGUCCUCUGGGUCUCUGCUGAUGUUCUCCAUGAGGACCUCACUAUCAGAGGCUGUUCAGACUCUGAUGGAGAGGUCAUGAUCGCUCUGGAUGGAGAAGAGAAGUGGUUCGCUGACUUUAAGAAGGGAGAAGCAGAAGAACCUCAGCCUCCUUUCAUGGAUCAUACUAGCUUCCCGAAAGAAGCUUAUGAAGCAGCUGUGGGUGAUCUACAGAACUGCAGAUCAAACCUGGAAGUCUCGCGCAGGGCAAGUAAGGGAAUCCCAGAGGACAAAGAUGGUCCAUCUGCUCCAAUGGUCUAUCCCAGAAAUGAUGUAGAGCUGGGAAAGCAGAACAUCCUGAUCUGUCACGUCUCUGGUUUCUUUCCUGCUCCUGUUAACGUCUCCUGGACCAAGAACAACCAGAAGGUGACUGAAGGAACCAGCAUCAAUGUUCCCUUCCCCAACAAGGACAGCACCUUCACCCAGAUCUCCAGACUGGUCUUCAUCCCUCAGCUGGGAGACGUCUACAGCUGCUCAGUGGAACAUCCUGCCCUAAAGGAACCAGUCACUACACUGUGGGAUGUGGACGUCCACAGUCCUCAGCCCAGUUUGGGACCUGCUGUGUUCUGUGGAGUCGGUCUGACCAUCGGACUCAUUGGCGUUGCCAUGGGAACCUUCUUCCUGGUCAAAGGGAACGAGUGCAGCUGAUUGGCUGCAGCUGAUUGGUUGAUGGUUUAAUGGAGAAUAUUUCCUGUUUUUCUGUUUGAUUGAAUCAGUUUCUCUUUUCUCGAUCUCAGAUGUAAAUUAAACCUAAAAUAAAUGUAAAGUUUAUACUUCAUUCUUUUUUCUGCAGCAUUCAGAUUAUUUCCUGGUGUUUUAUUUGCUCUGCAGUCAACGUCUGAACAUCCAGUCUGUUUGAGCAAAUAAAGGAUUAUUA
This is a messenger RNA of Cyprinodon variegatus (sheepshead minnow), 1057 nucleotides long. Its product is annotated as H-2 class II histocompatibility antigen, A-U alpha chain-like. Gene Ontology annotation, cellular component: membrane; MHC class II protein complex. The coding region runs from base 13 to 828 and encodes 271 amino acids. Gene Ontology annotation, biological process: positive regulation of T cell activation; peptide antigen assembly with MHC class II protein complex; immunoglobulin production involved in immunoglobulin-mediated immune response. Gene Ontology annotation, molecular function: MHC class II protein complex binding. The transcript has 5 exons. Lineage: Eukaryota; Metazoa; Chordata; Actinopteri; Cyprinodontiformes; Cyprinodontidae. The record is from RefSeq and is a predicted model, not a curated record.